AUGUCAUCAUCACUAGGCACAGCGACACGCCUGAAGCCAGAAGUUCGGUUGGCGCAGGCUAUUUCGUUAUUUGAAGCUGACCUUCCAGAUCAGCAAAAGGUCGCGUUUCGCAGCGCAAAAGCACAAGCAUGCGAGACGCCGCCAAGCUCGCAAGAUGUUCUCCGUCUCAUUGCUGAGAUAGAUCAACGGGCAUUGGUGUUCAAGCGACGUUGUUUUGGCGCCCGGAUGAUGAACGUUCUUGAAGCUGUUCAGCAAUUCGCUGCGCUUGGAGAUAUCAUUGUCGGUGGCUCCCAGAAUAUCAUCGCGUGUGGUAUCUGGACGGUCGUGAGGUCUUCUUUACUGAUCAUUACGAAAUAUUCAUCUUACCUUGAGAGGCUCUCGACGCUGUUUAUGAUAGCCGGUCGCUCUGCACCGCGCUAUGAGAAGAUGGCUCUUCUUUACCCUCGCUCCAAGAAUCUCCAAUCUUAUAUGUGUGAUUAUUUCAUCACUCUCGUCCAGAUUUGUCACAAAAUGUUGAAAUUUACACUCAAAUCUACAUUCGGGCAAUUGACAGCUGUUUUGAAUGAAGGCGAUCUCCAUUCAUUUCAACUCAGCCUAGAACGGUGGGCUGCGAAUAUUAAAGAAGAAAUCACAUUGCUAAUUGCGGAAAGAAUUGAAGACGAGUCUCUCAAAACAUCCAAAUUUCAAAAUGCUUUAUGGAAAAAAAUCAGUAAAUCCGAGGAUGAUUCCCAUCAAGCGCGAAUCAAUGCACGUCUACAAGUUCUAAAUUUUUGUUCUGAAUUCGACCAUGCCGUCGUCUGGAAACAGACCCGCAAAGCAGGGACGACAAUUAUGUUCCGUGAAAGCCCUGAGUAUACAACUUGGAAGGAUCCAGCUCUAGCCUGUAUUUCAUGCACACUUAUAUACAUGGGCAAGCUUGGCUCCGGAAAGUCAGUCUUGCUAGCAAACAUGGUUGAUGAUCUUCAUCUUCAUUCGCAGGGUAUUACUGUCGCGUACUUCUUUUGUCGUCACGAUCUAAACAAAUCGCUCCAGGCUCGGACGAUUAUCGGGUCUCUUGUGCGACAGGUAAUGAACAACAUUCAGGACUUCGCUGCCGUAUUGGAUUUAUUAAACCAAUAUACAGGACAUCAUUAUGAUGAUUUUGAAAAAAUGUCUUCGUUACUUGAAUGUGCUUUCCCCUCCGGGUCGCGUGCGUUAAAUUGCUUCAUAGUUGUCGAUGGGCUUGACGAUUUGAACGAAUCCGAGAGAGCUAAAACAAUCUGGGAGCUCUUCAAACUGCAAGAAAAAUUCAAGAUCCGUCUUUGUGUAUCUUUUCGUGAGGACCCAACUACUCACGACGGAGGUACUAGUUAUCUAGACGACUUUCUUUCUACUACCGUGAUGCCGAUUCCAGAUAAUAGUUCUGAAAUUCGGACAUUCAUUCUUGAAGAGCUUGAAAGCCGCCUGGAGUCACAACAACUGGUAGUCGGAGACCCAACCCUCAUACUAGAAAUUCGAGAAGCUCUUUUCAACGGGUGUCAGGGGAUGUUUCUAUGGGCGGCCUUGCAGAUUGAGACACUUUGUACUAUGAAAACUGAUUUUGAACUAAGACGAGCUUUGAAAGAUUUCCCUAGAGACCUUGCAGAGACAUUUUCUCGGGUCAUGCAACGGUUUGAUUGGAAGGAAGACUCUCAACAGAGGGCAAUUCUCAACUUAAUCAUUGCUUCCCAACGUCCAUUAACAAUAUUUGAGAUGCAAGAAGCAUUGAGUGUUAUACCCGGUGAGAUCCAUUGGGAUCCGUCGAGAAGUCUUAAUAGUAUACAUGCUACACUCGCGACCUGUGGGUGUCUAAUCAACAUCGACGAAGAAGAAUUAACAGCACGUCUUGUCCAUCCGAGUCUACGACAGUUUCUUCUUAAUACCAGUCCGCAGACGAUGACAUCGGCUACAAACUUUACCUUAACGUUGGACGCUGCUCAUAGAUUCAUGGCAGAGAUUAUUGUCACUUAUCUGAGCUAUAAUGUCUUCGAAAAACAAUUAUCGCGGACUGUUAUCCCCCGGAUCAACGCUAGUUCAGCUACAUCCACAAUUCUUCAAUCCACCCUCUCCUCGACUUCAUCCGCCAGCAUCCGUAACCUUGCAAUAAAGCUCCUCAAAGUCAAAUCCGAGCCGGAUUACGAUCUAGGCAAAGCACUCGCCCAGGUUAACCCUCUUUGUCGAGAGCACUCUGCCCCGGAAUUUCGAUUUUAUAUCUAUGCCACAUCUUUCUGGCACACCCACGUCAUUGGUACGGCCCACCACAACGAAAGCACCAUUAGCCUUUUGGCCAAGCUAGUGCAAAGCAAAGCAAUCGAUGCCAACUGCCUCGAUGGAGAUGAUCUCACCCCACUAAUGCGCGCAACAGCAGCGGGAAAUGAAACUGUUGUUCGCUUCCUUCUCGGUUUCAAGGAUGUAGAUGUUAAUAUGAAAUCUGCUUCGGGCCACACAGCACUUCACCUCGCAUUGCUUAAUCAAAAUAGCGAAGGCCCUCUGGCAUUAUUUGAUUCCCCGGAGUUGGACAUCCAUUGCAAAGACCAGCAAGGCCGAUCAAUUCUCCACUUAGCAGCAGAACAAGGCGACGCUGUCACAUUCGAGAAACUCGCCACGGAGCGCCAGUUAGAUGUUAACUGUAUCAAUUAUCACGGCGAGACAGCACUGCACAUCGCUGUUCAGCGGGGAGUUCUAGAGAUUGUAAUCUUACUUUUGACGCUUGAGAAAGUGGACGUGAAUGCACAGGAUGCAGACGGGAAUACACCGUUGCAUAUUGCAAUCCAGAGAGAACAGGUUGAUAUUGUGGAACAAUUACUUAUAUGUGAGCGGGUUAAAAUUGAGAUGGCGAAUUAUCAUGGGCGGAGUCCGCUGUCGAUGGUUAUCUCCUUGGGAGAUGAGGAUAUGGGCAACCUUUUUCUGCAAUGUUCGCGGCUGGAUGGGAAUUAUAAAGACCGGCUGAGGGAAGUUCUGGUUUCCCCUGGCCCUAAUAUGUAUAUGCAAUAUCGAAAAGAGUGGGACAUUUAA
Messenger RNA from Penicillium angulare, 3033 nucleotides. Its product is annotated as ankyrin repeat domain-containing protein. Gene Ontology annotation, molecular function: protein binding. The coding region runs from base 1 to 3033 and encodes 1010 amino acids. The transcript has 2 exons. The record is from RefSeq and is a predicted model, not a curated record. NCBI's taxonomy places the organism in Eukaryota, Fungi, Ascomycota, Eurotiomycetes, Eurotiales, Aspergillaceae.